AUGGCUCCAAGUAUCAAUGGGACAGGACCGGGCGCUGCUAGCUUGGAUAGCCUCGACGUCGACGAUCUUACUUCACAUGUCAUCAAAGUCUCGUCAAAUAUCGACAACGAACGAGUCAAGUUCAUCUUCAGCAGAUUAAUUCGGCAUUCGCACGACUUCAUCCGCGAGACAGAGAUUCAACGCCAUGAGUGGGAAGCCGCGUGGGAGUUUUUGACCAAGGUCGGGCAAGCUUGUCAUCCAGAAAGACAGGAGUUUAUCCUGCUCUCAGACGUGCUCGGUAUAUCUGCUUUGGUCGACCAAAUAAACAGUCGGCAACUACCAGGCUGCACCGAGUCGUCGGUUCUCGGACCGUUUCAUAAUGAGUCGCACGAGUUCAAUCACGGAGACAGCAUAUCCUCCGUCGGAGCGGGCGAAUCUAUGCUCAUCCGAGGAACAGUCAAGAACCGAAAAGGAGAGCCUAUCCAGGGAGCAUUGCUGGACAUCUGGGAGACCAACGGCAACGGAAAAUACGACAUGCAGGACCCUGAGACAGGUGGACCGGACUGUCGAGGGAAGUUCUACACUGAUGACGAGGGACGGUUUUACAUCAACGGUGUACGGCCUGUUGACUAUCCCGUGCCCUUCGAUGGUCCGGUUGGCAUUGUUCUAGAUCUCCUGAACCGACAAGCCUAUCGCCCAGCACAUGUGCACUUUUUGAUCAACCACCCUUGUUAUGAGAGGCUCAACACGGCUCUGUACGACAGGACGAGCCCAAGAAUAUUCAAAGACCCCGUAUUUGGGACGAAAAGCAGCUUGGUCAAGGACAUUGAGUGGGUCGAAGAUCUCGAAGAGGCCAAGAUGUAUAAUACAAAGCCGUUUAUGCGCGUGGUGGAUGGACAUGAAACUGAGGGGUUUUGGCUGUUGGAGCAUGACUUCAUUUUGGCGGAGGCUCAAGGGGACCGGAGCCUGAAGACUCAUCUAUAA
This is a messenger RNA of Fonsecaea nubica, 963 nucleotides long. RefSeq lists its product as hypothetical. Gene Ontology annotation, biological process: catechol-containing compound metabolic process. NCBI's taxonomy places the organism in Eukaryota, Fungi, Ascomycota, Eurotiomycetes, Chaetothyriales, Herpotrichiellaceae. Gene Ontology annotation, molecular function: ferric iron binding; catechol 1,2-dioxygenase activity. The coding region runs from base 1 to 963 and encodes 320 amino acids. The record is from RefSeq and is a predicted model, not a curated record. The transcript has 3 exons.